AUGAAUGUCAAGAUUACCCUGAUCUUCCUCUUGUGCUGGAUAGUCUUCCGCUACUACCAACAACGCAAAAUCUCCGCCAAACCAAUGGAGUCCCACGGCAAAGUCACCAACAUUGACAAUGAGGUCAUCUUCAAGGCCCUGAUCUCCUCCGGUCCUACGGUAAUCGACUUCUACGCUACAUGGUGCGGUCCUUGCCGAGCUGUUGGUCCUCAGGUCGGAAAGCUGAGCGAGAAAUACGAGAACGUCCGCUUUAUUCAGAUCGAUGUUGAUAAGAUGGGUGGUGUCGCGAAGCAGUUCAGUGUUACUGCCAUGCCUACGUUUGUUUUUGUUAAGGAUGGACAGGAAUUCGGAACCCGUGUUCGUGGUGCGGAUGUUCGUGCGCUCGAAGCCGGUAUCCAGGCGCUUACUGCAUAA
Penicillium angulare is the source of this 414-nucleotide messenger RNA. RefSeq names its product thioredoxin family protein. NCBI's taxonomy places the organism in Eukaryota, Fungi, Ascomycota, Eurotiomycetes, Eurotiales, Aspergillaceae. The transcript is spliced from 3 exons. Bases 1 to 414 code for a protein of 137 amino acids. The record is from RefSeq and is a predicted model, not a curated record.